AUGGCAGCAGCACGGAUACAGCGGUGGGCCUUAAUUCUUGCAGCGUAUGACUACCGAUGGGUCUACCGAAAGGCAAGCGAAAUCCAAAAUGCCGAUGCGCUUUCACGGCUACCGCUCCGAGACAAAGCAGAGGAGUCGGAGGGCGUUUAUUUCUUUUCGGUGCUAGACGAGGCUCCAUUGUCGGCAAGGGAAAUCAGAUCGGAAACGCGUAAAGAUCGAUUGCUGUCCAAAGUGUUGUUUUUUACGCAGAACGGGUGGCCUGCGCAUGUGUCGGACGACGAUCUUUCACCAUACUUCGUUCGCCGUAACGAACUGUCGGUAGACCAAGAGUGCGUAACAUGGGGCAAUCGCGUGGUUAUACCAGCUUCGUUGCGACAGAAGGUUCUAGAAAUGCUGCACGAAGGUCACCCAGGGAUGACUCGAAUGAAAAUGCUGGCAAGGAGUCAUGUCUGGUGGCCUCGCUUAACGCUAGACAUAGAGCAAGCGGUGAAAGAGUGCAUCACUUGUCAGUUGUCACAGAAUGCGGCAGCUAGAGUGCCACUAAUGUCAUGGGGCUGGCCAACGCGUAGAUGGCAGCGAGUUCAUCUAGAUUUUGCGCAAAGGGACCAGCAUUUCUUUUUGGUCCUAAUGGACGCUCAUUCGAAGUGGGUUGAGGUGUUUGUCAUGACAACAACAACAAGUGAAAAGACAGUAGAGAAGUUGCGAGGUGUUUUUGCGGCCUACGGACUACCAGAGGAGAUCGUGACCGACAACGGGCCCCAAUUCACAUCGCAGCACUUCGCAACAUUCCUGAGCAGGAAUGGAAUUCGUCAUUCCAAAUCUCCUCCCUAUCACCCAGUUUCGAAUGGUAGCGCCGAACGGUGCGUUCAGACCGUCAAGAAGGACUUGUUUAAACAGAUACUAGACGAAGAAAGAAAAGGAGACAAGAAGUCCAUGCAACAUCGCAUAGACCAAUUUCUCUUCAGUUAUCGCAACACCCCGUCCAGCACCACUGGUGAGACCCCGGCCCAGAUCUUCUUGUCAUGGCAGCCAAGAACCAGGCUGAGUCUGCUGCACCCGACAUGGAACAACGCAUGCGCGAAAAGGGGGAGCAGGCGAAGCUCCACGCAGACCAGAAACGAGGGCCAUGGAGAGACUUUUCGGAAGGCGACCAGGUUUUGGUAAAAGGACUCCGCCCGGACGACGACAAAUGGCUGUUGGGUACAAUUGCUCAGCGGUGCAGCGCAUGCAUGUACAUCGUUCGCGUCGGAGACGAGGACCGAUACGUUCACGCUGAUAACCUGCGACUGCGUACAUUUCAGGAGAACCGGAGCUGGCUUAAGGCGGCGGGAACCGUACUGGACGGGCCGAGAGUG
Messenger RNA from Rhipicephalus sanguineus (brown dog tick), 1355 nucleotides. RefSeq lists its product as uncharacterized. The record is from RefSeq and is a predicted model, not a curated record. The transcript has a single exon. Lineage: Eukaryota; Metazoa; Arthropoda; Arachnida; Ixodida; Ixodidae. Gene Ontology annotation, biological process: DNA integration. Gene Ontology annotation, molecular function: nucleic acid binding. The coding region runs from base 1 to 1164 and encodes 387 amino acids.